AUGUUGAGAGUGUCAGUGAAGCGUGUGUUCCAUUCGGUGGGCCCCAGGCUAUCGCAAAUGCAAGGUGUCGAGAAUACGUACGCUAAAUCGUUGUUCAACGUAGUGAAAACGAAUAGUGCCCAGUUACAGUCAGUGUCAAAAUCGCUCUUAGGGCUGAAUGAAUUGGUGUCUAAAGAUGAGAAGUUACAUUCUGUGUUCGAUAAUCCGUCUCUUUCGCUGGACGACAGAGUUGCUGUAGUGAACGCAAUAGUGGAGACUCAACCACAAUUAAACCCUAAUAUUGUUAAUUUCCUCAAAGUAAUUGCUGAGAAUAAUAGACUGUAUAUGUUGACUGACAUAGUGUCCAGUUUCCAGAAAAUGAAUGACGAUUUUAACGGGAUUGUCAAUGCUACGGUGACCACGAUAGAACCACUAGAUAGUAAAUCGUUAAAGAGACUCGAGAAAGCAAUCACCCAAUCUAAAUUUAUUGGCCCCAAUAACGCUUUAAAGUUACGGAAUACCGUCAACCCUGAUAUUAAGGGAGGGUUGGUGCUGGAAAUCGACGAGAAAACAGUGGAUCUAAGUGUAGCGUCAAAGAUUCAAAAAUUGAAUAAAUUAUUAAAUGAAGAUAUUUAA
Molecule: messenger RNA, 615 nt
Organism: Kazachstania africana CBS 2517
Lineage: Eukaryota; Fungi; Ascomycota; Saccharomycetes; Saccharomycetales; Saccharomycetaceae
Gene: ATP5
Product: F1F0 ATP synthase subunit 5
Exons: 1
Coding region: 1-615 (204 amino acids)
Biological process (GO): proton motive force-driven mitochondrial ATP synthesis
Molecular function (GO): proton-transporting ATP synthase activity, rotational mechanism
Source: RefSeq, a predicted model, not a curated record